AUGACUGAAAAUAAUAAUAUUGAAUUAGUGCUAAAGCAACAGAGUGUGAUUGAUUCAUGUUCAGAAUGUCCAAUUAUCACUUAUGAGAUUGCGAAAAAAUUGGGUUUCGAAAAAGAUAAAAGUUUACCCAACAUUACCGAUAAAAUGGUAUCUGAUAUUGUUAAGCAAGUAUCAGGUAAAAAAAUCUGGAUCUCUCUUCACCGAUUACUGGAGAUAGUGAAGCCCGAGAUUCGACAAGAAAUUAUAAACUUGAUAGCAAACUCAGAUAUUUCCCGAAGAAAUCGUACACCAUGUAAGGCUAAAAGAAAAAAGUUAAUUUUUAAUGAUACAGCAUCUGAGACAACAUCCACAUCUGAGUCUGGGUCUAGUUCUGAAUCAUUUAGUGACGAAGAUUUUACUGUGGAUGUGGCAAAAGCAAAGAAGCGCGAUUAG
This is a messenger RNA of Dentiscutata erythropus, 432 nucleotides long. The record is from the annotation of a GenBank genome assembly. Lineage: Eukaryota; Fungi; Glomeromycota; Glomeromycetes; Diversisporales; Gigasporaceae.